UUUAUUGCGUCGGUCUAUCAGGAAGGGAUUGUUAGUUUCCGGUGGUUCAUUUUUGGUAAAAAUCCACGCGGACUCUCCACAUACAAUAUUUAACUGUUUAUGGAGGGUCAUUUAACGUUAUUGUAUAUCCCCGCCUGGACAUAUAUAAAUACAUAGUUUUCGUUUCUGUUCGGACUUUUGUGACCAUGGUCGCCGAGGACAUGUGAGAGGGCUGGACUGUAGUGCAACAUGGCUCGUCAAAGUAGCACUGCAAUCUCCCGCACUGCUCCGAUGCUGGCAAUUUGCCUUGCAGCUUUACUCCUCAGCAACAUCUUGAUCUACCUGUAUUUGGACUCUGUGUACCAGUCUGAUGGCCAACAGGUAACUGUGCAUGUCGGCUGCGCGGCUCAACACUUUAAAAUGACAACAAUGAAGAACUGCACCCCCUGGCUCCAAUGUUCCCUGAUAGAAACAGAAGUUUACAAGUUGAAGCUCAUUGGCCAAGGAGCAGUGAAAAAGGUCUAUUUAGCAGAAUGGAAGGGUCAAAAGGUGGCUCUGUCCAAACUGUCCUCUUUGGAUUACUCUGAGGAUUUUCUCCACGGAUUGUCUAUGUUAAAAGCACUGCAAGGUCCCUGGGUGGUCCAGUUGGUGGGGUUUUGCCUUAAAGACUAUACCUUGGUCACAGAAUACCAUCCACUGGGUUCACCGCUCAAUUUGGAAGUUGUUCUUGCACAGAAACACCACAAACAUCGUAACACUUGGAAGACACGACUGAUGCUGGCGAAAGACUACGUCUCUAUCCUCCAUUACCUCCACAACAGCCCAAGUGGCCGGCGGGUGAUGUGUGACUCCAAUACGCUGGAGAAAACUUUGUCUCAGUUUCUGCUCACAAAUGACUUUCACCUGGUGGUGAAUGACCUGGAUGCAUUGCCUGAGGUAAACCUAGCCAAUGGUUUGUUGGUCAAAUGUGGCCACAGGGAGCUCAUCGGUGACUUUGUAGCCCCUGAGCAGUUGUGGCCAUUUAGAAACACCGGGGAGCCUUUUUCAGAUGAUGUUAUGCAUAAAUAUGAUGAAAAGACAGAUAUUUGGAAGAUCCCAGAUGUGACACAGUUCUUGAUAGGAAAAGUGCCUGGGGGAGACUUGAUCCACUUCCAUCUUUUUCAGAUCCACAAGGAGUGUAAGGCAAAAGACCCUAAACUCCGCCCUUCAGCCCUGAAUGUAUUGAUGGUCUACAAGUCAGUUUUCAGCAGCAUGGUCCAAGACAAUGUUGGGUUUAGAGACAUGCUUUAAAAUCAAACACAAUUUUUUAAAUAAAAUCAAUAAUGAAACAUACCGGUAGAUGUUUUUAUGUGAAGUAGAAUACAGAAUGAAGUAGAAUACAACAUUUUUACAAAUUUUCUUUUUUGAAACACACCCACAUAAGAUGGUCAUCAUGACAAUGUCAUUGGAAUAUACUAUUUUUUUAAGUUUGGCAAUAAAUCUGUAUUUUUUUUAAUACA
Entelurus aequoreus (snake pipefish) is the source of this 1478-nucleotide messenger RNA. It is a transcript of the gene pomk, whose product is annotated as protein O-mannose kinase. The transcript is spliced from 3 exons. The coding region runs from base 229 to 1269 and encodes 346 amino acids. The record is from RefSeq and is a predicted model, not a curated record. Lineage: Eukaryota; Metazoa; Chordata; Actinopteri; Syngnathiformes; Syngnathidae. Gene Ontology annotation, biological process: protein phosphorylation; carbohydrate phosphorylation; protein O-linked glycosylation. Gene Ontology annotation, cellular component: endoplasmic reticulum membrane. Gene Ontology annotation, molecular function: ATP binding; protein kinase activity; carbohydrate kinase activity.